AUGAGUAAUGAUACAGGCAAAGCACAUUGGGACAUGAGCACCACAGGUGUUUUUCUCAAAAUAUGUGUUGACCAGAUUUAUAGCAAACUUUGUCAAGGAUCUUCAUUUACAAAACAAGGUUGGGACAACAUUCAUAAAACUUUCAAUGAAAAGACAGGAAGAGGAUAUGAAAGAAAGCAACUGAAAAAUAGGUUAGAUAACUUAAGAAAAGAGUGGAAGACAUUUGAUAAACUAAUUGUUAAGGAGACCAGUAUAGCAUGGGACCCUGAAAGGAACACAGUGGUGGCAUCUGAUGAGUGGUGGGAGAGGAAAUUACGGGAAAAUCCAGCAUAUGAAAAGUUUAGGCACCAUGGGUCAAGGUUUCACACUGAAUUGGAAACUAUAUUCAAGGACAUUAUGGCAUGA
Neltuma alba is the source of this 405-nucleotide messenger RNA. RefSeq names its product L10-interacting MYB domain-containing protein-like. NCBI's taxonomy places the organism in Eukaryota, Viridiplantae, Streptophyta, Magnoliopsida, Fabales, Fabaceae. The transcript has 2 exons. The record is from RefSeq and is a predicted model, not a curated record. The coding region runs from base 1 to 405 and encodes 134 amino acids.